Molecule: messenger RNA, 1459 nt
Organism: Neltuma alba
Lineage: Eukaryota; Viridiplantae; Streptophyta; Magnoliopsida; Fabales; Fabaceae
Product: histidine protein methyltransferase 1 homolog
Exons: 9
Coding region: 72-989 (305 amino acids)
Source: RefSeq, a predicted model, not a curated record
ACCCCAAAAUAGCAAAGAACGGAACCAAAAAUUUUUGACAUCGCGUUAGAAGCAAGAGACGAACUGAAGAAAUGACGGCGACGAACUCUGAUUCUGAGUCCCAAAAGCCAAGUUUCGAAACAUUUCGAUUGUUCUCCUCCACAGAUGGCGACAGCACCAGUUCUGGGUUCAGUUUUUUUGAUGCUAGACAAGCACCUUCUAUACCCCCACCUCCCUGUAUUGAGGUGUUUGCCUCUGAGGCUUCAUCGUCGGUGGAAUACAAUGCGGAAUCAAUAAGCUUGGAUGGGGUUACUCUGCUGAAGGGAAGGGUCAAUACGCAAGAAGUUUUUGGCUUAUCCAACUCUGAUUUAGUGCCAGGGAAAUAUGAAGGUGGGCUAAAGCUGUGGGAAGGUUCACUAGAUCUAAUUAAAGCCCUUAAUUCAGACAUCAGAAGUGGGCAUAUUUCAUUUUCCAAAAAGCGAGUUUUAGAGCUUGGAUGUGGUCAUGGACUUCCUGGAAUCUUUACAUUGCUUGAGGGGGCAGCUGUUGUACAUUUUCAGGAUUUCAAUGCUGAGGUACUACGUUGUCUCACCAUUCCGAAUGUAAACACAAAUAAAUUUGGGAAACAUCCAUCAUCUUCAAACAUGGCCAUAAGUGACAAGGCAGAAAUUCGCUUUUUCUCUGGGGACUGGAGUGAAAUUGAUAAACUGCUCCCUCUUGUUGAUAACAAUGCAAAGGAUGGUCCUGGUUAUGACUUUAUUCUAAUGGCAGAGACAGUUUACUCAAUCAGCAGUCUCCAGACCCUCUAUAAUCUUGUUAAGAAGUGUCUGCGCCAUCCUGAUGGAGUUGCUUACAUGGCUGCAAAGAAGUAUUAUUUUGGAGUAGGUGGUGGAAGUCGACGAUUCUUAUCUGUGGUUGAAAAAGAUGGGGUCAUGAACAGUACUCUCGUUGCUGAAAUCACAGAUGGUGCAUCGAAUGUGCGUGAAGUAUGGAAGCUUUCAUUCAAGUAGUACUGUGUGUUUGUUUGCUUCCUGCCCAAUCCAAAGCUUGUUUUUCUCUCAAAUGGAUGUCUCCACGAUGAAAAUGAGAUGGCUUGGGCAACAAGUUGCCUCGAUGAAGCGCGGAUAUUUCAAAAAUAGAAUCAUACUGUAUCCUACUCUAGACUUGCUGUCAAAUAUUUCAUGUGACAUAGUGCAUCAAGUUCCGUGGAAACAUUUUAUCUUGUCACCUUUUGGUGUUCAUAUGAUACAGUUGUGUCUUGUAUCUGUGCCAAUGUUGGUGCUUUUUAGGUUCGUUCCAUUUUAUCCAUUUUGAGUGAGUAUUAUUGGACACGUUUCGCCAGCGUGAUGGAGAUUGUAUCAUCUAGCAAAUAUUCUCGUGUCGUGCUAUACUUUUGCAUUAAGAUUUUCCCCCACUAACUUAGAAGGCUUUCCGUACAUAUACUCUUUUUAGAACAGUACAAUGGCUUCUUGAUGGACAA